This is a messenger RNA of Owenia fusiformis, 1228 nucleotides long. The record is from the annotation of a GenBank genome assembly. NCBI's taxonomy places the organism in Eukaryota, Metazoa, Annelida, Polychaeta, Sabellida, Oweniidae.
AUUCAAGAUGUCAGCCUCCAUACUAAGAAAAAUGUUUUGCUUAAAAAGUGCGAUUUGUUGCCAAGACAAGCUAUUAUCAUAUGUAUUUAGAAAGCAGAAUAUAUGUGCUACAUCAUAUCUUUCUAAAUAUAGCAUUGAAAAAAAAUCUGAUAAAAAAUUGUCAAAGUUAUUGUCCGGAAAGUCUGCAGGCAUCAGUAAAAAGAAAAAGUGGUAUGAAAAUAAGCCAACUCCCACAUUUAUGGCUAGCAGUAUACAGGAAAGUGGUUCCAAGAGAAAAGUUAGUCAAAAACACUCCCAACGGCUUGAUCAGUUAAACACUGUCAUCUUUAGAAACAUCACAGAUUUAUUGGCUACUGGGAUCGGUGGUGAAGAUAUCCUGUCUCUACAUGUACAAAUCUCAAAGGUAAAGAUGGUGUCUGAUAUGAGCGGAGUCAACGUGUACUGGGUAGCUACGGGAGAUCUGGAAAGGGAUUCCCAGAUCCAAACUCUAUUGGAUAACGCCGCAUACAAGUUAAGGUCAGCACUUAUACAGCAAGGAACACUGGGGUCUCUUCCGAACCUGACCUUUUUGAAAGAUCUCACGCAAUCACGAUUUCUCCAAAUUGAGGAUAUGCUUCAGAAAGCUGACACUGGUUAUGAUAUUAAUUCCACCGAUUCUUUAAAUGACGUGAAGGUGUAUAAACCAAUCACAGAUAAGGCAUCACUGCAAGAUUAUAUUAAUAAUAUCAAGGUGCCUUUGAAGGAGCUUGUUGAGGAGGAAUUAAACGAAGCACAAAUUAGCGACAGAAAGGACAAAGGUAGCUACUGGAUAUCUGAUGAACUACAACAUGUUGAUUUUGAUGAAAAAUCGGUCAAACCAACCAAUGGUGGUGAAAAAGUUAGCGAGUCUCUCGGUAAAUCUGAGGAUGAUGACUCUGAGGUUUUAGAUUUAAACCAUGCUGAUAUUAUGUCGCAAAUCAUGACAUCAAAAUUAAAGUCCAAGGAUCGUUCAUUUUCCCAAGUAACUGAUAUACCAGAAAAAUAUUAUGACAUGAACAAAAGUGGAGAAUUUAACAGAUUUGUAGAAGAUCGUAAAAAACAAAAAGUUAAAUAUGAAAGCACAGAUAAACAUCUUCAUCGUGAAAUGAGGGAAUCAAGGAGACAGUAUGAAGAUGGAGGUGAAGAUGCUGAAAUUGAAAAUGAAAUAGAUAUGGAUUUUAUUGAUGAAUCCACUCAUAGGCCUAAAUAA